Microtus oregoni (creeping vole) is the source of this 12654-nucleotide messenger RNA. It is a transcript of the gene Kcnk9, whose product is annotated as potassium two pore domain channel subfamily K member 9. The transcript has 2 exons. The record is from RefSeq and is a predicted model, not a curated record. Gene Ontology annotation, molecular function: potassium ion leak channel activity. Gene Ontology annotation, biological process: potassium ion transmembrane transport; stabilization of membrane potential. Lineage: Eukaryota; Metazoa; Chordata; Mammalia; Rodentia; Cricetidae. Gene Ontology annotation, cellular component: membrane. The coding region runs from base 853 to 2658 and encodes 601 amino acids.
GAAGAGAGGAGGGAGGGAAGCCGGUCCUCGGAGUAGCCUCCCCCCCCCCCAACCCCAUCCCUCCCGCCAGAGCGGGGCAGUCAAACGCAAACACGCGCGCACGCACACUCGCGAAUACAUACACUCGGGCUCCCUCCGGCGCGCACGCACAGCGCCUCAGGCAGACCAGAGCGGAGGCUGCCUCUCCUGACUCCUGGACGCCAGAGUCUUGGGAUCCUCCGUGGCUGAUGAGCCUUUGCCUGCCCCUAUUCCUACCCUUCAGUUCCUCCAGGCCCGCGGGACCACUCCCGCCGCCGCCACCUCGCCCGCCACCCUGGAAGGAGCUGGCUGGCCGACCAUCGCUGCGCAGUUCCCUCGUCGCCCUCAGGUAGCUCCGUUGUAGCUCCUGUCUUGGUCUUCGCCCUGUUCCUGAGCUUCGGAGGCUGAGUGAAACAAACUUCGCAGACCGGCUGACGCCCGACGGGGCCCGCAUGCCCCGCACUCCCAGGUGGGCACAGGACAUUAGGACUUUGGGGCAUUGGGCUGCCUUGCCCAUUGCACCUGCUAGAUAGACGCUCUCCCUGCUUGCAGGGGAUUCUAGAGACAUCUUCACUUAGCAAACUUUUGUUUCCUCACCCAAAGGGGUGAGGAAAGCUAGAGGGAGAAGUUGGUCUCCUCCCGGCAACCGCCAUCCUGGAGGCGAUUAGCUGGGCCCCGCUAACCGCGGAACGCAUCCAGAGAGAUGCCGAACCUCUCCCCGGGUCGCCUUCUGUACCGACUCCUGAUCCUGCCCCAGUCCGGUCCGCGGUCUCGAGAGGCCAGGUGCCGAGGACCACGCAGCCCGCGCGAAAUGAGCAUGGGCCAUCCAUACGCAUGACCAUCCGCACUGGGGCAAGUCGCUUGACCCAGGCCUGGCGUAGGGUGUCCCGCGUCCAGGAUCGCUGGCCUCCGCACCCUAGUGAUGCUAUGAGCAUGCCUACCCUCUUGCCUAUCCCAGUGGUGGUCACCACGCCCGCGGACCCCAUUGAAUUCGUGGAAUCGGCUGCACUGGGUGAGCCCGCUACGCCUGCAGAGUCCAUUGUGCCCGCGGAACCCACUACGCCUGCAGAAUCGGUUGUGCCCAUGGAACCCGCUACACCCGCAGAGCCGGUUGGGCACGCGGAACCCGCUGCGCCCGCGGAACUUGCUGCUCCCACAGAGUCCACCGAGCCUGCCGAACCCGGGGCAUCCGCUGAGCCCGCGGAACCUGCAAAAUACAGGGAGUCCACUGUGACCAUCGAGACGGAGGAGCCCCAGGCACGCGGGAACGCUCCUCAGCUUGAAGGUGUUGAAGUUCGGAACAGUGAGGACCCCCAAGAUGAUUCUAUCAUUUCCAGCAUCAGCUGCGGCAUCUGCUGUUACCACCGCUUACAACUUAGACUCCAUCGCAGAGGAGGCUUCGUCCGUGCGGCGCUGCAUUGGGAAGCGCGCCCUGGUUUGGCUCAUUUUCCUUUUGGCGGCUCCUUUUUUGCAGCCAUGAAGCGGCAGAACGUGCGUACCCUGUCCCUGAUCGCCUGUACCUUCACCUACCUGCUGGUGGGUGCUGCUGUGUUCGACGCCCUUGAGUCCGACCAUGAGAUGCGCGAGGAGGAGAAACUUAAGGCGGAAGAGGUCCGCAUCAGAGGCAAGUACAACAUCAGCUCCGAUGACUACCAGCAGCUGGAGCUGGUGAUUCUGCAGUCUGAACCCCACCGUGCUGGUGUCCAGUGGAAAUUCGCGGGUUCCUUCUACUUUGCCAUCACCGUCAUCACAACUAUAGGAUACGGACACGCUGCACCUGGCACCGAUGCUGGCAAGGCCUUCUGUAUGUUCUAUGCUGUGUUGGGCAUCCCUCUGACGCUAGUCAUGUUCCAGAGUCUGGGUGAGCGCAUGAACACCUUCGUGCGCUGCCUGCUGAAGCGUAUCAAGAAGUGUUGUGGCAUGUGUAACACUGAUGUUUCCAUGGAAAACAUGGUGACCGUCGGAUUCUUCUCCUGCAUGGGCACCCUGUGCCUUGGGGCAGCUGCCUUCUCCCAGUGCGAGGACUGGAGCUUCUUCCAUGCCUACUACUACUGCUUCAUAACACUGACUACUAUAGGCUUCGGAGACUUUGUGGCCCUGCAGUCCAAAGGUGCCCUGCAGAGGAAGCCAUUCUACGUGGCCUUCAGCUUCAUGUAUAUCCUGGUGGGACUGACCGUCAUCGGUGCCUUCCUCAAUCUCGUGGUCCUGCGAUUCCUGACCAUGAAUACCGAUGAGGAGCUGCUGGAGAGUGAAGUUGCGCAGAUCAUUGCUGGAAACCCCAACAGCGUGAUCAUCCAUGUGCCAGACGUCCGCCAUAGGUACCAACCCCGGAACUUCCUGAAAAGAUACGGCAGAACCCUGUGCUAUCUUUGUUUCCCGCGUGGGGGUCUUGCCCAGGACGAUGGUGACGACGACAUUCCUGAUGAUGUCGCUGUUGCCGCUGCCGCUGCCGCCGCUGCUGCCGGUGUGGGUAGCAGGCGCGUCCGGGCUACUGUCCACUCCAUUUCCUGCAGGGUUCAAGAGAUAUCCCCAAACACACUGAAGAACAGCUUCUUCCGGACCCCAUUCGGCCCCAUCCCUCAUGGGAUUCACACCUGCGGGGAGAACCACAGGCUGGCCCUCCGUCGCAAGUCCAUCUAAGUGUGGGAGGGAAGUAGACAGAAGAGACAUUUGUCAUGCUGAUGUAAGUUCCAUUGGCCCAACUCUUCUUUCCCUACUUGUUUACUAUUAUCCUCUCUCUCUUUUGUGAUUACGGUCAUCAUCAUUCCCUUUCUUCCGUGUCCUUUCCUGGUUUCAUUUCUUCCCCACCUUUCCAGCCAGAGCUGUCCAAAGGGAAAAUAGAGGCCCAAUCCUCUCUAAAACUUGCUCCUGCCCACGAGGCAUGGAUUCCUUCCUUUCUCCCCAGCAGAGUUAUGCCUUACAUUCCUCCCUACCCUGCCUCCUCUACCCAGGGUGGCUUUCCUAGGACAGGUGUGGGAACAAGAGCACCAAGACAGAGCUGAGAGGAUGCCCAGCCCAAAGCCUUUGACUGCCUACCUGUAGUGAUGUCUCCCACCUAACUCCUCUCUUCUUCCCCAAGGACUGGGUGGCUGUAUGUAUGCGUGUGCAAAAUGAGUGUGUUUGUGUGCUUCUGUGUGCAGGUGUGUUGUGCGACAAGGUGGAAGUAUCAGGUGUUCACUUCCCUCCUCACUCAUUACACUUUCCUUAACGGUCUCCUCGAGGCUGCUUCCAAACAAACUAAACCCUGCAAGGUUGAUCGCCUUGCCAAAUUGAGCACAUCCCAGAAAAGCACUUUGGACCUACGGCCAUAGCUUCAAAUGGCUAGCAUCUGAAUCUCAUCCGUUACUCAUCAGGGUGCAGGUGGGCGGGACCAUAGCAGUCAGGUUAGCUUUCCAGCUUAAAAUUAAAUCUUAAGAAGCACGCACUGUGUGGAACUGGUGUGCGUCAUUGACACAAGAAAACAAACGUUACAAAGGGUAGUCAGAAGCCGCCAGUGUCCACUUACUCAAGACACUUAGUUUUGGCAUUUCAAGUUCCAACAGUUUCCCCUGCAGCUGGAGUUGUCAGCGUAGACAGGAGAACUGUUGGGACCUGAGAGUAGCUAUUUUAUUAUUUCCCUCUUUCUCACGAUGAUGACUAUGACGAUGACGACUCCGAAGCCUCUACCUGCAUGGAUCGUUCUGGAAUGCUUGGAUGAGAAUGGGUAUCAGAAUGAUAACGUGGUUUCUUUUCCUUAUCAGAAAGUGACAGGGCAUUCCUUGUUUGAUGAUAGAUAGAUAGAUAGAUAGAUAGAUAGAUAGAUAGAUAUAGAUAGAUAGAUAGAUAAUAAGAUAUUUCAGGAAAGAGUCUCUAAAUGCAUUUUAUCUGUGAAUAGGGGCACGUUCACAUUGGUCUCAGGAAGAGUUUAGGGGCUAUAUCUUGGCCUACUGGGAAAUUGUCAAUCUCAGGGGAUGCUUUUGUCUAGGUAGUGGAGAAACUCUUCCCCACUCUCAAUAUAGGAUGACCCCCCCCACUUAGGGGACAGUUUAGGCUAGAGAAUAUGGCACAUUGUAUGUAGGCCCUUUCGACCACAGGGGUCUGAGGGCAGCUUGGCCUUCACACUCACUGAGGGACUCCAGUUUCUCUCAUUGCCAAACCUGUCAUCUCUAAAAGUCACCCCAUUCACCCAUUCUCCCUCUUCUCCUUUGUACACUGGGAGUUCCUGGCUUUUGGAUGGAAAUGGGCUUUGGCUACACUACGCAUGCACAAGGAACGCACUUACUGGUCUUCAAGAUUCCUUAAAGGACACAGCAUCCAAAUGCCACCAGUUCCAAGCAUGUGUGCCAUUGGGCUGAAACCAGGAGCAUCCAAGACUCCUCUGGAAAGUCGAUGCAUACACUUAAUGCUACUAGGACACGGGAACUUCAAGAGGAGUCUGUGAACCUUAGACUCUCUUGGCCAAAGUUGACAUACAUAAACUUCAAGGUCUUUAUCAGUUCACUUGCUUGAGAUUUUGUAAUAUGGAAUGCCCUGUGCAGGGCUCUCAAGAGAGAGAAUAGAAGCAAGCCCUUUUCUUGAAUGUUUUUUGCUCUGCAGAUUGUUGGCUCUUUUGGGUCCCAGGGGUGACGACCCUGAGGCCUCUAUGCAGAGUACUUUAUGCUCCGAGGAGGCUUCCUGGAACACAAGUAGGAAUCCCCUGGAAACUGUUGUAAGAUUUGCCCUCAAGUGGGGGGGGGGGGUAUGUGUAAUCACCUCUGUAUAUGGUGCUGGGGCACUGAGAAAACCAAGGAUCUACUCUCAGUCCCUACCCCAGAAGGUCCAGAAGGUGGACUUCCUGACACCAGUGUGCCCUGACUCAGCCCUCCAGUGGAGGAGGGACCCUGCUCUGUGUCUCCAUAGGGCCAGUUGUGAGGCCCAGGAGUCAUGUCAGAGGGACAUAGACUCAGCCUGUCUUCAGAGCUGGCUUCCCACUUACGUAUUUGCGCAAAGCAGUCACACAGUGACCAUUUUGUGGGAAAGAUUUAAUGGUAGGGAGACCCCCCCUCUUCCUAGAGAAAUACCGACACCACUUUCUACAUUCCCACAGAGCUGACCCCUCCUCACUUUCUGGAAGGUAAAGACUUGUAGAGUAAAUUUGUUCUUGUAACACGCUCCCCCACCAUGUUUUUGGCUUUAUUGCCAGUUCAUCUUUGGAAGAAAGGGUACCAAGCUGUCUCUUCCAAUAAGAGCGUGGAGGGAGGGAAUGAAACUGGGCCUAUCUCCCUGUGAGUGGAUCUUCUCCAAGGACUCAUUUGGUCCUUAGCAUGGGACCUGAUGAGACUGUUCUGUGGGCACAUCCAGUGAUGUGCUUCCUUGGGGUGAGGGCAGGGAGAAGUCAAGUUCUGAAGGACUUUCCUCUUUACAAGAGGGGAGUGGGUCACUCCCAUGAAGAGCCCACCAGUAGAGGCAGAGGACCUCCAAGAGAGGGAGCUCCAUAGACUCCUUCCUUUCCAGAAGAGAAGACUGAGGUUCAGGAGGGUCAACAUAUCUGAGGUCAUGUAUCAGAACGUAGGUCUUCAUGCUUCCUUUUGCUCUUGUCCUGGCUGCUUUGCUGCUGUUUUGCACAGUAUCCCAAAGAUCCCCUGUUGCUGGGCUGGAUUGUGUCUCUGGCCAAGGCCUCUCUGCCUCUCUCACACUUGGCAUCUUCUUUCAGCCAAGUGAUUGUUGUACUGUUCCCUCCCUUUAACCAAACCACUUCAACAGCAAGGGAGAUGACCUCAUGUAUAAGGAAUUCAGCUUCAGGAGCCUGAAGGCUGACUUACUGCCCAGUUCCUGGAAGUCAGUUUGCCUUGUAUACACUUAACAAGAUACCUGACUUACUUGAACUCUUCACUAAGUGAUCUCCAUCUUUACUUCAUCCAGGACAGGAAGAGGUAGACAAAGAUAUGGAGUAACCCAGAGCUCAAGGCUCGCUGAUUUCUAGUGCCCAUCCCAUUUUGACCCUUAAAGGUACCCAAUUCCAGGAAGAAAGUGCUGUCUCCCCCAUCAGCCUGUUAGACAUUGAACAUCAGAAAGAACCUCACUCUCUAGAUUUUGAGAUUCUCUGUUAGGUCCCAAACUGGAACCAGCUCUGUGCUUUAUGGCUGCCCCACUCCAGUGGAGGCCAAGGGAGCAGCCUCCAAGACCAGAAAUUGCAUGCUGCAAAUGCAAUCUAUCACUCGCUUUGGAAGGCUUUGAGAGCCAUGGUUGGGUGAUUGACAGGAGCACUAGCAUUCAGCAUGGCCAUAGUAGAUGGGUGCACCUGAUUGUAAGACAUCUGGAGAGUAAGCUGAUAAGCUGAGACAGGUCAUUUUUUAUCUAUUUCAUCUCGAUAUAAAAGCUGUGUGGCCCUUGAGUCCCAGUGCCAAUCUAUUCCAGCUGGAAUCUAGAGGGACCAGGGCUCCUUGGAGCUCUCCCUUGUCUGUGCGCUCGGAGAGAAAGAAAGAUCAGAAUGAUCACCCAGUAUGGGGGCUCCUAGCCUUGCUUCCACAUGUUCUUUCUACAAUGGUGUGCCCUAGGUAGAGACUCAUUGAGAGUGUAUGAGCGGUAUGAGAACUGAGGCGUAUGCUAGAAUGUGUCCGUUCUCCCAGCUUUAAGCUUGCCAGAGUCUGUUAACUGUGGCUUAGUUCUGAAAGUGGUUGUGAUCUUCACACCAUCUGAGCUGUCUUUUCCUCCAGAGUUUAGGUCUUUUCAGGACCCAGGAGGCAUCCUAAGUGAGGAAAGAGUGGUAGGGCAGGGAAUGGUCCUUCUGUCUUCCUCACUGGUUUCCAGUUGGCUCACUUCUUGAGCCUCCUUAGCCUUCUCUAUAACACGAUGGUGCAGUGAUGGUGGCGAUCUAGGGGCCCUUAGCAGAAGAGGAGCUUGACCCACAAGGACCUUCGGCUUGGAUGAGCUGCUCACAUUUGAAGACUGAAUCAUCAAAAAGCCCUGCCAAAAUCAUGGCAGGAGAUAGAGAGCUGGGAAGGCCAAGAGACACGAGUGUUGGCAUAGAGCAUUGGUCAUUGUGUGGACCAUGGUGUAAUGCAUCAUGGGUUCCCUACAGUAGGGGGCUUGUGUUGACUUUCUAUGGUCCCAUCUUGACCACAUGCUGGUAGAGGCUGCUGCUGCAGGAAAACAGAAGUCUAUGAUUAUGAGUCCCCUGACACCGACUUUGAAAAAAUAUCUAAGGGUGACAGAAGUUGAUAGAUAGAACAGCACCCUGGGUUUUCCUAUAUCUCUCACCCACAACCCCAGCCUCAGUACCCCCAUCUCAGCACCGAGAUGGUUGGAAGAUAAGGUGUCAUGAUGUCUACAACUUUUAGGUGGUACAGCCAAAGAUAACAUUGUAUAUCUUCUGCGAAAAGUGCAUUCUCUUACAGAGCAGUGCCAUUGUCACACCUAAGAAACUUAGCAUAAAAACAUCUACUAUAAUAAUACACUCUGUAUAAAGACUUCCCCAAGUGCCCCCAAAAUGUCCUAUUGAGCUUGUCUGUCAAUCUAAGAUGCCAUCCAAGAUCACCCCCACACCCGCUUGUCUUGUUGUUUCCCAACCCAGUUGAGGGCACCUCCCUCUCUGUGUUUGUGUCUCUUGAUAAUCGAUAUUUUUGAGGCCCCCAGGUUCCUAGUCUUAUAGAAUGCUCAUGAUUUGCUGUCGUCUGCUUGUUCCCUCGGGUUGAGGAACUAUUGACAAGAAAAUGAUGUCGUUGAUGUUGUUUGGCCCUGAUUUAUGCAUUUCCUGUUUGUCUCUCUGGGGACCUCUGUGGUUACUGCUUUUGUUGUGAAUAAAUAAGUCACAUUAAAUAUUGUUUUCCUCUGUUAGGGGACCUAACUGCAUCUUCAGGAGAGGCGUCCAUGGAUGCUGGCUCUCACUGUAAAGCCCAAGCAGGCUUCGGAUUUCUCACCUCUCCCGGGGACCUCUUCCACGAGGGGCGAGUGUCAGCACCCUUUCCCUUAAAGACCUGUGGGAAUGGCCCAGCUAUACCUAGACAGAAGGCAUGGAGACAUGGUCCUUGUAGGGUUCCUUGCCUGCAAGCCUGUUGGGCCACCUUGGCACCUAGCGGCAACCUCACAAGUGGCGAUGACCACUGCACUCUCUCCUCAUUCGAUACCAUAGAAGGAUGACUUAUUGUCAUGUCACUGCCCUGGCCGUCAAGGGCUACAUUUGCUAUCUCUGUCUUUGAGAUGUUUGCUCUGGCAUGUUCUAGAGCGCAGUCCUUUCCCUUCUGACCCACGAGAUGUACCUGCUAUGGCUGUGCGACCUUUGCUUGCCCUCUUGGGGAGGGUCUCCCUGUUGCUCAGCAGCAAGGAGGUAGAGAUGGACCAUAUUGGUCCUCCCUUCAAAGUCCUUCCUGCCCGUUUUGCUCCCCUGUGGAUUUAACAAUGUUCUUUGUGUUUCUCUGUGUUUGCUUCUCAUGGGUGAACACACUAAAAAGCAAAUUUUAUAUGGGUCAGCCUUAGGAGAAAGUGCUCACAGAGGGGGAGGAAGGUCCCAGAAUAAAGCAGGCCCAAAUGCAAGUCAUCUGACUGAUGUAGUCUUGGGAUAUUCCAAUGCAAAUCCCUGGAAACAACCCAAAUCCUGGUUUGCAUUGCAUUGUUUGCUGUUGAAUUGCAUAUGCCUGGAGGGGCUGAGUUUGCCAUUAGCACAGACCCAGGAAAUACUCAGAGCAAAGUGCCUGGGUGUUGGAGGGUGGGUACAUCUCAGACUGGAGAAGCAUGCUGGGAUGUUUGUCCCUGUGGUAGGUGGGGCUGGUGAUGGGAUGCAAGGGGGUCAGGUGGAGCCCAGUCAAUUGCUUGGGGAGAUCAUACACAAUGACCCAAGACCCUGGACCUCUGGGUCCCUGGGAGAGAGGCAAGAACACCCUUCUUGUUCCCUCUUCCACUCCUAGAGCAGCAUGGGGGGGCGAAAGCUGCUUGGGGCUCGGCAUUUUACACACCUGGGACCAAGCUCUGCCAUUCACAGGUGGGUGGUGGAUUUACCCCUUGGUGUCCGCGUCUCAGUUUUCACACUCUCAUCUGCGCAAUCCCGCUGCACAGGGUGCUUGUGAGGACUACAAUACCUGUGAAUGUUUACUGAGCACCUGCCCAGUUCGCCUCCCUUCAGGGCAACGGGUUGUUGUGGGGGCCCAAACUGUAAACUGUAGCUCGAGACCCAUUCUGGUGCAGCACCGUACAGAGGAAACUUCGCGCCCUGUUGCGCACCUGUGCUCUGCACUGGGAGGGGGUGUGGCUGUCAGGCAGGAGGGCAGCCGGAGCUCUUCUGUACAGCAGGCGACUGACAAGGCUCAGAGGAGCUGAAAGACCGGAUCCCAGAGGGCUGGGACUCACGUGUGUGGGUGGGGCAGAGUGGAGGCCUCAAACACAGAAAAUCACACAAGGGCACAACUUAGAAAAAGGAGGGAGGAGGUGUUACUUCUGAGGAAACCACAUGGCGGGGGGGGGGGGUGUCUCACCCUGGGGUGUAGGCUUUGCGUGGAUUCCUAAUGAGGGGAGAAGCUUCCAGGAAUAUAUAUACCUGGUGCCAGGAAUGUAUGUCCUUUACCCUGCAUUAGUAACGAAUGCUAAGACGGGAACCAUGUGCUGUUGAAGCCUGUAAUUGUCAUUAUUAACCUUGUAGACAUUAUUAACAAUGUAGACAUUGUCCUCAGGCAGCAUCUCCGUACCAAUGGACCCUAGAGACACACCGGGGACCAACGGUAUUGAGUUCUCUGGCAUGAAGGGUAGCCAGCAGGUCCAUGCACAUGACAGAAAGUGGCUGCCACCUGCACAGGACAAAGGGCUUCUGCGGGACCCCUCCAAUAACGCUGGUGACACUGUCGCAUGACCUUUCCUAAGAAGUAGACUUGAGAAUGACUUUGAGCAUAAAAAUUGCUCAAUCCUGUCGUCCAAGCCCAGCCAAGGAUGGUUCUGGAAGGAUGCAGGGUAGAGCCUCACCCUGCAGAUGCUGGUGUAACUGACCUUCUCAGAACACGGGGCUGGAAAUCUGACCCCGAAGGGUACCCUGUCUGAAAUUGUGUGGGAACACAAAGGUGGACAGUGGGGGGUGGGGUGGGCUUGCUCUGCCUCUCACUGUACUUUCUGCAAGGUGACAACCAACAUGAAGAGCUCUGUUGGGGACAACUUAUGGUCUGGAGAGAGGUGGGAGAAGAGAAAGAAGCUUGAGUUAUUUGGUACAUUUGGCUAUAUGGUUUCCCGUUUUGUUCUUGGGCCCUGACUACUUUGGAGGUUCCAGUCCUGUUCUGGGGAGAACAUGCUUGAUUUUGAGUGUGAGGUGGGCUGAGGGAGGAUCUUGUAAACUUCAGACAUAGUUUUGGCCUUGAAAUAGGUGUUGGUUUGCCUUUUGCAGCUUGUUGGACAGCUUGGAGGGGACCCUGGACAUUUCCGUGAGAGCCAACCCUGACUUCCCUUCCUUCCUUAUAUACAAUUGGGUCACAGGGCCUUGGCAAGUAAUUUCUCAUCCUCCUUUACGGAAGAUGGAAUUGCUGAGCCAGAAAGUGGGUAUCUCUUGGAUACACACUGGAGCAGAGGAGAUAAAAUUCAUACCACUGCACCCUAGCUCUUUGCUGGUAUUUUGGUGGAAGAGGUCAGAGAGAGUAGGUCAAGUUCUUUCAAGAUGGGGCUAGAUUCCCAAGAAUGGGCCAGCUACCAUCUCUUGUUAUGGACUUUUCACUGAAGAACUGGCCUGCCCUAAAUUUAUCGUCCAUCUGUCCAUCCAGUGAGCUCUCCUUUAUCUCCCUUGAACAAUGGCAUGGCUGGGGGGUGGGCCAACCGACAGUCAACCAAAGCCCUCCUUCUCCUAAAAGGUCCUUACCUUUCUCUACCUAGGGAGGAUGGCACAGUUCCAGAUGUGAAUGGCAGCUGUGGGGACAUUGCUGUGCGGUAGUGGCUGAUGUGCACCUGCUGGUCCCACUGUCACAGAUCAGGCGGAGCAGCUGUGCUAUAUUGAGAGUCACCCUGGAGAGCUCCAUGGACAAGGCCCUCCCUGACCCCGUGAGGCUGUGAGCUCAGUGGGACACAUGCCUCCAUGACGUGUGAGCUCCUGCUGCAGGUUUAGGGAACAGAGGAGGGAGAGCAUGCUUUGACAAUUGUUUAUUUUUUUUUCAAACUGGAACUUUAGAAGUUGGGUAGAAAAAUAAAAAUCAAAGGAAAUGGGGAAAAUGCGAUGAGUGGGAACCCAGUGAAGCAGAACCCACAAUUAACAAGAUUUCUCUGUAAUUUGAUGGCUCCUCCGAGAAGAACAUAUUCCAGAAAAGGGCUCAUUAUGCAUUUGUUUAUUCAGGCCACAAAUAGCAUUUUGACAGCUGGUUUUGGGUUGGGAAGGCCCCUCUGAGGUCAUCUUAACCCAUCUUCUGCCUUAUCAGAAACCUCUACCAGACGGUCACUGUGCUGGGGGUAGACCCUGCGAAUCCUGCUGGGCAAAAUUUGCAAAGAAGGAGUUAGAUCAGACCCAUCCAGAGAAGUUUGGGAUACUUUGUUACUUUCCCAUACCUUGAUAGAAAGGUUUACAAUUACACACAGAAGAUGAGGAACAGAGGAUGUCAAAGACAAUGAACUGAGUUUUUACUACACAGUUGAUGAACAUGGGAAGAAGACUUUCUAGCCUAUGGCUAGCUGUACUGUUUUAACCUUAGCCCAGUGUGUAUCUGUGUACCUCACGACAGCCAAAUAGAACCAGCCCAAGAGUAAAAAGCAAAAUGCCUGUCAUUUGUGUUGCUGGGUAUAGACAUGAAGCUUGAAUUAGUGUCAAAUGUGUCUCUGUCAAAAUAACUGGCAUGUACUCACAGGGUUCCUGGGAGUAUGGGGCCGUGGGGUGAGAAGGUGGAGACAUGGGGAUGUGGGCACCUCAUGUAAAUGUGUGUGUGUGGGGGGGGGGGGUGUGUGCGCGCGCGCGUGAGAGAGACAGUGCAGACACGAACCUAUUCACUUUAGGUAUCUUUGGAUCUAAUUUUUUAUUUUGCUCUUUUGGGGGUGGUACCCAUUAUUGUUUUGGUGUGGUGAGGUACAGUGUGAGUACCUGGGGGUGUUCCUGAAGGUGGAGCUGCCAAAGGCUGGCUAAAUGCCCCCAUGGGAAAGGCAAUGAAAACCUUGAGAAUUCCACAGGAAAUGAGUUUGAAGCACUGUCUGGCCAUUGUCACAUUCCAGGAGGGUGGCGUCAUGUGUCCUGAGCCUGGUGGGAAUCUACCUUUCUGUCCUAGGGUUUGUGGGUGUGUUUGCAUGAGAGGUUCACCACAGAUGUCAGACCUUGGGCAGAACCCUGCCCCUGAAGAGGAAGACCAGCGACCCCUGCCCAACGACAGUCACCUGCAUUCCUGUGUGUGGCCUGUGUUCACCCUCUCUGGCCACUCAGCCUUCAGGAGAGAGCAUCUUCACAAAAGGCCUUAGAACACCACCCCUCAAGUGAAUAGCAGAUGUAUGUAUUAUGUAGCUUACCAGGAAAAUGAAAAGGCAUAACCUGUAUGACCAAUGUUUACACAUCUUAGUAGCCAUCUAGCUCAUGUAAAAUAUGUACCUUAUGCGGGGACCGGACCUUUCCCUUUUCCUUUUGUAACAAAUGCAGUAAAGCAAGCUGUAUAUAUUUUACAUGUCUUUGCAGGAAAAUCAUCUGCUGUUGUAGAGUUGUAAAUUAUUGCAUUUUUCUAUUUUUUUUAAAUUAAAGUCUCUGGC